CGCUCGACCACAAGCUCAAAUUUGACGAAGAAAAACGGUGAAAGAACGAAGGUCAGUGAGCGGAGAAAAUGGCGACCACUCAGCAUCCGAAAACCGAUACUUGGUACAUCGCUUUACUGGGUCUUAGUGAAACCUUUAGGACAGCUAGCCCACCUAAAAUCAAGCAUUGCAUUCACUGUUUACAGUCAAUAUUACAAUUUAAGCCACCGCCUCAUAUCGAAGCCAGGACGCAUCUACAGAUGGGCAGCUUAUUGUUCACGCAUACGAAGAAUAUGGAUUUAGCGCGGACUCAUUUGGAGAAGGCGUGGGCCAUGGCACAGAGUAUUCCAAACUUUGAUGAAGUUAAGUUUGAAGCAGCCAGUCUCCUUGCUAGUAUACAUGAACAACAGACACAGCUACAUCCAGCAAAGCAGAUCUUACGUAAAGCAAUCAGCAUCUCACAGCAAGCUGCAUUCUGGCGAUGUAGAUUACUCUUUCAAUUAGCACAAAUUCAUGCACAUGAGAAGGACUUUGUAUCAGCAUGUGAUUUGUUAAGAGUAGGAGCUGAUUAUGCGGUAGUUGUAGGUUCAGUCUAUACACAAGCUCUCUUUCUUCUUAGUCAAGGAGUGUUAUUAUUAGUAGACAAGAAGUAUGGUGAGGUAGAUCCAGUGUUGACAUCAUGUGGUACAGUGAUAGGAUCCUACCAGGGUACGCCUACCAAUAAGGAAUCUCUCAAGGUCUAUUUCUUGGUACUACAAGUCUGUCAUUACCUCAUGGCAGGACAAGUCAAAAGUGUGAAGCCAGCUCUCAAGCAACUACAACAAGCAAUACAAAGUAUCACUGUAUUACAUACGGAAGAAGAGGAAGCUAGUAAUCCAGCCGAUCAGUUUCACUGGUUACCAAAGGAACACAUGUGUAUAUUAGUCUAUCUGGUCACAGUAAUGCAUUCAAUGCAAGCAGGCUACAUGGAUAAGGCUCAGAAAUACACAGACAAGGCCCUCUUACAGAUCAGUAAACUCAAGAUCCUUGACUCCCAUCCGAUCCUAUCGUCUUUUCAACUCAUGCUGUUAGAACAUAUCAUCAUGUGUAGAUUAGUCAUGGGCCAGAAGUCACUUGCAGUACAAGAGAUUUCACAAGCAUGUCAAGUUUGUUCCCAAAACCCUAGAUUAUUCAACUUACAUAGAGCACAGCUGCAUACGUUAUUAGGUCUUUACUCAAUGUCAAUGAACUGUAUGGAAAGUGCAGAGGCGCAAUUCAAUACAGCAUUACGGCAAUUAACUUCGCAAACAGAACUGUGGCAGUUUAUCUCACUCAACCUGGCAAUUGUCUACCUCCGGUCUGGUAACAGGCAACAAGAGUUAUUAUCACUACUAGAGAGAGUGAAUCCUGAGACAACACACAUACAUGCACACAGUCUCAAAGCUGCUGGUUUCUAUGUCAAGGGUCUUCAAGCUUUCUUCCAAGCAAGAUAUAGUGAAGCAAAGAGAUACCUUAGAGAGACGCUGAAGAUGGCAAAUGAAGAAGAUCUGAACAGACUGACAGCAUGUUCCCUGGUACUCCUUGGCCACAUAUUCUUGUCAUUAGGAAACAAUAGGGAAAGUCAAAACAUGGUGUUGCCAGCGAUGCAGUUAGCAGGCAAGAUUCCAGACAUGCAUAUACAGCUCUGGGCAUCAGCAUUACUAAGAGAUCUGUACCACAUGUCAGGGGAUCCAGUUAGGCAGAGUGAAGGGUAUCAGAUGCAUAGUUCAUUUUCACAGCAACUCCUCUCAGAUCACUUCCAGUCCUCGCAACAACCUGAACACAAUCUCAUACAUUGGACAGAUGGCCCUAUUCCACCUCACCUCUUGCAGUCAGAAGGUGCAAGUACCAGUAUCUUGUAGCAUUCCAAACUCCAGAGGGCGGUCUUCAACCCCUAUCUAAUCUUUGAUCACCGGAAUCAUGUCUGUCUUUACCAUAGCAGAUAGUGGACUGUGUUAAUGAGACAAUAGACUCGUGGCAUAGCAGACUUGUUCUGGUUAGUUCAAGAUGUUGCCGUCUCUUGCUGAUGUGCGCCAUAGAUCGUAAGGUGAUUGUUGCUGAAGCCCUUUGAUUUCUGAUGGGGCAGUGGGUUACCCAGAGAAACCUGCAGUAGUGCAAAGAAGGUACUCAGGAAGUUAUCCCUUCUUCCACCUGUUGCUUGACCAACAUCACAAGCUCAUUCCAGUGUAUCAGGUGGAUAGAUGAACAAAGGUGACAGUUAUGAUGAAGACUAUUUGUUUUAAAAGGAGGAAAAAUGAUAACUCUGUGAUCUAUCGUAUGCAAAGAGCAAUAGAGAGAAGAUCUCUGGUUUAUCACUAUGUAUCGCAGUGUCUAUUGCUCUACUCGACAGAACAACUGCAUGUUGUAUUACCAAAUACUGGCCAAGAACUGGCACGGUGUUUGGAAUUUACUGGUAACUUGUAGUUGUUUGGCUAUGUGUCCUAUCUAUGAGGGAGGACCAAGAUCAGUAACUCUCCCAUAGAUGACAAGAGAGGGCAGCAAAGGAUUUUUGCUCAGAAUAUUGAUGCCAGGUAGAAGCUUUAUGUGAAUAAACUGUUAUGAUGGCACUCCAUGAAGUUCAACAAUUGCAGUUCAACAUUGCAUUGCAAUUUGCAAGGUUGCAUGCACUCACAUUUCCGAGGCUUGGUUUUUAUCUUGAUAUUGGUGUAAGUAACAAUAAGAAUUUUAUUUCAGGAAACUCAUUAAUUGAUUUUCUGCAAAUAUUUAGGAACCACUUCAUAGUAAACCCCAAAUUGUCCUUGCUUGCAGAAAACAUGCAUUUUUAACCACUGCAAUCUAUGCAACACACAUCUAGGAUUAAAAUGAUUUUGUAUCUUUCUUUGGUGAUAACACCAAUAUGUCUUGGAUAAUGGGUAUGGGAAAAACAUGUUAGGAUUGACUGGUGGCUAAAAUUUGAGUGCAAUCUAUGAAAAAAGGAUGAAGAAUAAAAUGAAUAUUCCAAAAUCCAUUGAUAAAUAUAAUUGAUUGGAAUAGCAUAUCAUGAACCAUUAAUAUUGAGAAAUCAUCUCACAAGGUUCCUCUCAAUGUUCAGAUGAAAAAUAAUUUAGAAUUUUUUUGAAGGUGUUCAAACAUAUUAAGCAUAGUGUAAUAAAGAAUAAAAUUAUGAAUUUCAAUAUGAUCAUUCAUUGUCAGGCAUAUAUGCAAAAUAUUCUUCUUAUUAUAAGAACAUCACAUUUGAAUCAAACAUGUUAUUAAAGAAAGAAACUGGGCCCUCCUAUACUUGAGCAUUAUGACAGCAAUGCCACUGGUUUAUGCAGCGUAAGGAGUAUUUAUCAGCACACCAGUUUCAUGUUGCAUAAAACAUGUUAUUGAUGAAAACUCUAGCCUAUCAGUAGUAUGUAUCAUGGGAACCUGGCUUAAUGGCCAGUUAGAAUCAAGUUUUCUAGUAUCUACAUGGUUUCUUAAAAGCAGAAAUACCAUGAGUUUAUGCAGCAAGGUUUUCAACAUUACAAGUAGCGGAUGACAUAACAUUUUGCAAAGUGUCUCUACAAUUCCCAGCUAUAAAAGCGUUUUUUGUACCUGAUUAUAGUAAUAGCUUUGUCUAUCUCAAUUCUUUUCUUUCAUUUUCUUAUGAGUCAUUGUCAAUAGCCAAGAGAUUGAUACAUCUAACAUAGCUCAUAUGUAUUUCUUCUUAUUGCUAUGCCAGUUGAAAUAGAGAAGGCAGCCAAGCCUUCACUUAUGUGUUUGUGAAGCUGAAGCAUGAAAUGUACAAAACAAAUAAUUAUUUUCUAAGCUUUUUAAUCAUUGAAAGAAAGCAUUGCUUUUGAAAUAUUUCAAAUUUUGUACCAUUUUUGUAUAUCACUGGGUAUGUUAAUACCUCCAGAAAUUAAAGAAAAAAAAUCAAAAAUUAAAAAUUGCCUCUUGGAAUGUGUAUGUUUGCAAUGACUCCAAGGUGGUUAUAGUAUUCUGUAUAUAUUGUGUAAAUACUUGUAUAUUAUGUAAAUAAUUAACAGAUCUGAAUCUUGUCUUUGCUUCUUUUUUAUAUUUAAACAGGAGCAAUUUUUUGGUCAUUGUUAAAUGUAGAGGAUUUAGAGAGAGAGAGCGAGAGAGAGAAAAAAUCAUUCCUUGUUGAUAAUUGGUUUAUAUGUUGUCUGUAAGUCUAUUCAUACUAUCAUUUUUGCAUUGUUUUUUUUUCUCCAGUUUGAGUGUCUUUACAAAUUAUUGGAUUAUGUUAAACAUGGAAUUUAAGUCUGUCAGAAGUUAUUAUAGUGCGUGUCAGUAUGUGUGUGCAUGUUUACUAUCAUGCAGAUAUAAUUUGUGCCAUCUAUUUUUGUUGUUGGGGAACAUUCUUUGAGGCUACAUACAUGUAUUGUUUACAAAAUUUGAACAAAUGGUCAGGUUUUGAAGACAAAAACUGAAAUUUAACAGUAAACUCAUGUCAUGAAAGAUAUAGUUGAUUUAUGAGUGACAAGAGUUUAUUUGAUUUGAGAUGUUUUGAAAUGGGUGCUGCAUAGAUACUAAAUAAAUUAGAAUAUGUAGUCUGUCAGUCACAAGAGUAAUUAUUGAAGAUAGUUGUUCACUUUGUGGAGGUUGGAUACAAUCUGAGUGUAAUAAUAUUGGUGUAUGUAGUAUGUUUUUGGAAGUGAAGCCCUGAUAUGGACCCUAUUGAUGAAUCAUGGCUGCAUUUGUUCAUACAACACCGAUACAUUUUCUUCUUUUGACUUGGGCAAUGUGAAUUUGUACCAGCAGGGGAUAUAGUGGAGCAUUUUAAGUACUACUCUUGGUCAGAAUGGAUUGAAACCUCCGCAUGAAUUGCAAAAAUCGUAAAAUAGCCUUAAAAACGUACAUACUGAAGCUUUUCGAAAUGCACUCACCGGAGUAAAGUUGCAUUAAUGGCUAGAAUGCUAGAGCAAAACAAUAUAUAAUAGAACCGAAAGAGACAAUGGACAAUGCAGAAAUAUACAAUCUUGUUCAUUUUAUUAUAAUUAAUAACAUCUUUGUGUAUCACAAACUUCCAAAAUCAGCAAGUUAUUUUAGAUCAAGCUUCUACAAAGUGAUUAAUUUCUUUUUUUAUAGUAAUUUUGCCAUAAGAGACAUCAUCUUCUCAAUCUGCUGCAAGCAUUUGGAGGGUUUCAUGAAACUUUUUGUCAUUGAUUUUCAAUGACAGUUAUAAGCUACUAGAAAUCUUUGCAUCUGAUUGGCCGAGAGCAAAUUAGUCGGUGAAAGUAACUGACAAAUUUCUUCAUGAAAUGCUCCCUAGAGUUGAUUACUAAUCAAUGUUUUUCUUUUCUUGAUGCAGUGAGAAACAUUUUGUCCAUCAUACUAUCACUUAAAAGAAUGUACUAAGAGAGUCCAAUAGUCUUAAAUAUAUUGUUAUAUAUUGAUGAUGAAGCCAUACUGAAUAUAUUGUAAUAGAUUCAAAAUGACUCUUCGGAGUAAGUUUUCCUUGUGAUUUCAUUACAUAUAUUAAAUAUUAGAUUCCUGUAGGUGAUGUGAUCCUAAUUUCAUCUUAUAUUUGAAGCUUGAAAUCAAGAUAAAUAAAUGAAGUGUAAGUUUCCAUUAAUUUGUAAUUAUUUAAAUGAUGGUUACAACUAAAUUGCAGUGCAGCAGUAUGAGGAUCAGCAUUUUCUUGAGAAGGCAUGACAAAUCAGAUGCAUGUUUGACUUUGUAUUAUCAAUGUUAAAAACUUGCAGUUGGUCGAUAUCCAUUCACAAACAAUAACAUGCAAAAAAUCAAAAAUAUCAUUUUUAUUGGUUUAUAUUUUGGGCCUCAAUCGAUCACACAUUGUGCAGAAACUUGUAACCAGAGUAUCCCUUCUAUUGUUGCAACAUUAUUAAACAUUAAGCUUGAUGUCUCUCAAAUCCGUCAAUAUGUGGUCAGAAAUGUUUUUGAAUAAGUAUACAGAAAUCUGAAUAAUCACAUUGACUUUGCAGUGGAUGCAAACUUGGGUAUUUAAGAUCUCAUUCCUCCAAGUUUUUUGACAUACCCGCUUCCUGGAGAAAUUUUCUCCUUUUUCUGCUUGUAAAGUUUUGGACUCCAAAUGAAUUGUGAAUAUUUUUUAAAGUAUUAAUUGAUAAGAUUUUUUUUAUGUCCUCGAUUAAAGCAAAGAUAAAAAUGAGGAUUAGUUUUUCUAAUUUUGAGACAAAAUCCUGCCUUUAAUAGUGAAGAAGAUGAAUGUCACUUAUUCAAAAUUUAAUUGGGAGCAUUAUGUACUCUUUGGAUUUUAGUUGUUAGACAUUUUUGCUUUUUGCCAAAUAUAUGGUUUUUUUUUAUCGUCUAGUUUAAGUGUGUACCACCUUGACAGUUUAUUUCUGACAUUUAAGUAAUAUGUAGCUGAUGAAUUUUAAUGCAAAUCGUUAAUUUAGAUGAAUUCUGAAUAUUAUGUUGAUGAUAAUAUGUGACACUUGUUAUUUGGUGACAACUUAUAUAAAACCUAAAAAAUAUAGAACUUACAAAAACGAUGAAUUCUGGAGACCCUGUUGCAUAAAAGUUACAAUUAUUGCUCCUUUGGUAUCAAUGGUAACUACCAAGAUAAACAGGCCCAUAGCUCAUUCAAAAUCAGAGACUCCAUGCAAGUUGCCAUAAUGGGAAUUACAAAAAAUCUACAUAGGAAUACUAUGGCAUAAAAAUUCAAUUAUUGAACAAAAAAAAGAAGAUUUUACAUCAUGGCCCUGUAAGAUAAAGAGGUAAGAUCAAUGUUUACAAUCAGACAUAACUUUUGGUGCAUGGUUUUCAUAGACUUACAGUGUCACUUAAUUACUGAUUAUGAUAUUGCUCAGCUCAACCCCAUUGUUUGUUGUACAGUAAUUGGGAAAAAUCUCUUGUCAAUUAGCCCAGACAAUUGUUGGGAUUGGUAAUCUUGCACAAAAUAGGGGAAAUCUUUCUGUAAGCAAACAUAGAUCAGAGGGGUAUUACUUAUCUUUCACUCAUAUUUGAGUAUGAAAAUUAGGGAUACAUAAUUUGAAGAAAAAGUAGACUAAAAUGCAUUGUGUUUGUUAAAGCUAAAGUUUAGUUCCAUCUUUUACCUGUUUAUGACAUCCCCCCCCCCCCCAUUUUUCAUUCACUGAUUCAUCAUUUAUUCUCAUUUUCACUGUGACUGCUGAUGGAAUUUUUUUUUUCAAAUUAAAGACACAUAUGAAGGUUAUUACUAACUUUUGGAUAAUAAAUUUUUUUUAUAGGAGUUACUAAAUUAUGUAAUGAACAUAAUGAUCAAAUAUACAGUUUUAAUAGUCUCAUAAAAAAAAACCAGUACCAUUCAGAGAAAAUUCAUCUGUGUUCUUUCAUGUAAUCCUUUUUAAGUACAUGCCCCCUAAAUAUUUGUAAAUUGUCUGAAUAUUAUUUAUUUUCAGCAUUUCAUAGAGUGAAUGACAAAAGCCAGAAAUAUAUGAAAUGAAAAUGAGAUAUUUGCAACAAUUUUGAUAGUAUACGUACCAAGAUUGUAAUUUAUGAUAUUGACUUGAAGAGGAAAUUUGUAUUACAGGUACAACAGAUCCAAGAUUUGUAUACUGUUAUUUAUAUCAAAACAAUGAUAAAAUGGAUUCUCUACACUUUGAUCAAAAUAAAUGUAUGUAUUACGAAAAUAUAAGUAAGGAAUUUUGAUUAUGAAAAUUAGUAAUAUGCCAGCUGCUAAUCUACAUAAAAGUUUUUACUGACAGCUAUUUAAAAUAUGGUGAUUGAACUAGGCAUAUUUGAUGAAAUGCAUUAGUUUUAAUGAUUUUAAGCUUACUAAAGCUUUGCUUUAUUUCUUUUUCUAACUGUUCACCCCAUUAUCUAGUGUUUUGUUCAUCUUGUUUAUUUUGCCAGGGGUAUGAUAUGUAUAUCAGAAAUGAAAAAAAAAUGAAAUGUUUUGAGUAGCAUCUGAAAGGUAGGACAUUUUCAUUCUUAUAAUUAUUUAUAUACGUAUUUGUUAGUUUUUUUGUGUGUACAGUACAUGUAUGUAAAAUAAAAGGGAUGAAAGAAAUAUGGAAAUACUGAAAAAU
This is a messenger RNA of Lytechinus pictus (painted urchin), 7937 nucleotides long. Its product is annotated as MAU2 chromatid cohesion factor homolog. Gene Ontology annotation, biological process: maintenance of mitotic sister chromatid cohesion; mitotic sister chromatid cohesion. The transcript has 16 exons. Gene Ontology annotation, molecular function: double-stranded DNA binding; protein binding. The coding region runs from base 69 to 1859 and encodes 596 amino acids. The record is from RefSeq and is a predicted model, not a curated record. Lineage: Eukaryota; Metazoa; Echinodermata; Echinoidea; Temnopleuroida; Toxopneustidae. Gene Ontology annotation, cellular component: SMC loading complex; chromatin.